CGGUGUAAUAUUAAUCGUUUUCUCGGUGGAAAACAAAAUGACUUGUUUUGUCUGUUGGAUAUGACAAAAAAAGUAUUUGUUCUUAUCUUUCAAAGUGUUUUUCUGAAUGAUUUUCAGAGUUUCUUAUUUAGUUCGAAAAAAAAUGUCUUGUUUUGAUAAUAUCAUAAUGAUAUUGUCGAAAGACCGCUUUUUUUUGCUCAUAGGAAUUAAAAAACAUUGUUAGAUAAGAUUAUAGCAUCUUUCUUUCUCUAAAUUGCAGAAUGUAAUCUUUUUUUGGAGUUAUAUCAUACAUGUAUUCAUCUUGAGUUGUCUAUGUUGAAAAUAUGCAAUAGAAAGACUGAUGGAUAUCUGUAUCCAUGAAGGGUGAGUAAGAUCUCUGUUCACUAAAGAAGAGCCGUUGUAAGAGACAUAUGACACAGUUUAGUUUCUCAGUGUUCAUUUGUCGAUUUUUUAAGCCGAUGAUACGGCUGAGAAAUAUCGGAAAAUUUUCUCCUCCUAAAAUAUUUUAGAAGCAUAUACUGUCGACGAUGUUAAUUCUGAAUAUCAUGUUUAAAAUUUGAAUAGAAGGUUAUGUGAAAAACUGCAUUUACAAAGUCUGCUGGUACUCUUAUUUUUUUUCAUCAUAUUUAGACAACAUUCUUACCAAUUAGAAACGGUCAUACAUGUCUAAAAACGUUUGCUUAUUUUAAAUCUGUUCUAAACAAUAUUUUGACUAUUUAACGACAACUCACAUAAGCUAAAAAUGUGACUGCACUCGACUUGAUCGACGAUCGAAAAAUUCUGUCACUGUAAUUUCCGGUAAAAAAAUCUUUAAAUAUAUAAAAUAAAUCCUGGAGAUUACAAACGUCCUCCUCAAUCUUCGAAAACAUUUUCUUUUAUAUACUUAAAAAUUUAUUACAAUAUGUACAUAUAUUUGAAAGUAGCUAAUUACUUUUAAUUAUACGUGAUUGGAAAACACAGCAAGGUUUUUUCCUCUUCGAAAUACGCUCGUUCGCUCAGACAUAUUGAGUUGAAUAAUUGAUAUAAUUUUUAUUUUGAUGCAAGUUUUUAUUAGAUAAGAUUAUUAAGAUACGAGGAUUUUUGAAUAUUUCGAUCCCGAUAACGAAUCUUUGAGUACUUAAUACGUAGUAGGAAUAUGUUUGAAGAUCGAUUUAAAAUGAACAAGCAUUUGUAGAACUAGUCAACCACUUUUUGAUCGACAAAAAUGAAUGACUGUAGAAUAAAUUUGAUAAAAAAAUUAAAAAAAAUGCAAAAAUACUAUCAGACUUUGUUAAUGCAGUUUUUCACAUAAAAGAGUCCUUCACAUGUCUUGAUUUUUCUUACCUGACAAUAUUCUAAUUGAAUAAGGAGAUAAUGCAAUUUAUUACGCACACUACUAUAGAUCAACUCUUUCUAAUAGAAGAAAAAAGUGUGGGCGAAUAGGAAAACACCAGCUGGUAUCAUUGUUUCGUAGAAGAUGUUUUUAAUUACCAUUAUUUACGCGUUGAUGUUAUGUUUGAUUGAUUGAACCCGAUCGUUAAGGCUUCAAUUAUUUUGACAUACCGUUUAAAAGAAUAAUUAUUUAUGACGAAAACAGAAGUUUCUCUUCCUCUAAUGAAGAAAGAACUUUUUUUUCUCACAAAGUAUACAUAAUCGAAAUCUGCCAUUUUACACGGAUUAUAUUGCACAUGCAUUCGGAUACAGUUUCUUCGAGUAUGUAUUACAAUUUAUCAACAGAGUAAACAUAUUCUUUUCUUCUCUCUUUACGUUCUCCUAUUGAUCAAGAAUACAAAGUACUAUUAGUAUUUUCCUAAGAGUAACUCUGCCGUUUCUAAACUUGUAGACUAUUUUCAUAUAAUUCUUAACGAGAAGUAAUAAUAAUUCUUUUGAAAAUACUCUUAUUUAUCUAUAAAUCAUGUAUGUCAAAUGUAAUAAAUAACGUUCUGAUGUAGUUCAUAUUUGACGAUUAUCUUUUGUCGUUCUAUUCUAUUCUAUUGUUGUACUCGUAAAGUUCCAAUACAAGAGAUAUAAAUAUAAACAGAAAUAGAACAAUAGUAUCACUUGUAAUUAUACAUUAUACAGACAUAAUAGCUUCUUUUACGUUUAUUUAACCAAUCAACCAAAUAGAUCAUUGUAAUAGUUCAAUAAUUAAAAGUAACUAAACAAACACACAUUAUUUCUCACUUAUUGACUAACAACUUUAUAACAAUUUUACAUUCAAACAAAAAGAAAAAGUAAGUUAGAACAGAGCAAUUGAACCCUGUCACGAAAUGAAACUAGUUCGAUAGAUUAAACAUUAAAUCUGGAAUAGAGAGUUUAAGCUGGUCGAAUUAGACUAUAAACCUGCGCUAGCUAGCUAUUCUUAACAUUUUACUAGAUGAAAAUAGUUGUCAAUUUUGUGUACGCACUAUUGUUCCAAGACAAUUGGCUAGUUAAUUUAAAGCAGAUAUUUAAACUAAUUGUAAAACAAAACUAGUUUUAAAUUCGGAUGUUGAUAUCAAAGUUACAACAGAUUCUAAUAACAGACGUUCAAGCAACCCUCUAUCAACCGAUGUUCCACGUUUUUCUAGAUAUUUGGGUGAGAGUAUUCCUUUGGAACGUAUUUAAUUACUCGGUAAGCACCUGAGCAAGUACUUCAGAAAAAUCAGCAAAUUUUUGCAAAUUUGAGAAAGACAGACAGACGACAUCGUAUUCGGUUUUAUUAUUAUGACAUAUUUUGUGAAAGUAUUUGGUAGGUAAAUGGUAUAAAAUUCUAAAAUCUUCAGAACACAUAAAAAGCCUUAAUAGAAAAAGAAGACCAUACAUUUUUGAGAAAGAUAGCUGAUUCGAAAAACGACUCAGAAUUUUUCAAGAUUUUUUCUUUAUUUCUGAUAGACGUUUCAAAAAUUUAUGGUUUUCCGACAGUUCUUCUCUUAUCGGUUUAAAAUCUUUUGAAUUAGUCAAAAGAAACAGCACACGCUUCAGAAAUUUGUAAACAUCAGGUUUCGUCAUAAUUGGUUCAGCUGUUACAGAAAUAGUUUUCUGAUACAACGUAUCUAUUUCAUUUAUGCGUUUACCAUGUCAGACAAAUGGUACUAGAUCACUGCUGAAUAAAGGCUAUUAUUUACAACAUUAGAAGUUAAUACUAUUACAUACCUAAAAAUAACAAGGAGCAUAUUUUCGAUCAGCACUAUGUAGUCGUACUAAUAUAUAUUGUCGUUAAUCAUGCAUUUAUAUAUAAGGGGUGAGUAGAAGAUAUGAUUGAUUGGUUCAUAGACACACAAAUAUGCCGACAAUCUUUACUAUAAGUCGCAUUCUUAUUAGUUUACUGUGCACUAGCCAACCAUCUUCUUUUUGGGUAUCUUUUUUAACUGAGACUCCUUUUACGUUUGUUUUGAUUUAUUUUCAUUUUACUAAUUUUUGUUGUUGUUGUUUAGUGGAUCUAUGAAAAAAUGGUUGUAUUUACUGGAAAAAAAGAAGCACUUGACCAAUUAGGUUGGCAUGUUCAACUAGCCUUUAUCGGUAAUUGUACGGAAGUUGCCAAAGGUAUGAGUACUCGUUCGUUGCCACCAACCGAUCAGUAUACCCUUGCAUUUGAAAAUAUUCAAGUGUUACGCGGCAUUCUCGAAGAUACAACUCACUUUCAUUAUAUGCAAACAGGUGGCGGAGCAAUGAUUAUGUCAAAAGACGGUAAAACCUCAACACGUGCUCCUGAUCCUAAAAAACCACAAACAGAUAAGCUCUAUUUGGCAUUACUGACUGAUACAACUUAUAUUAGACAUUUAAUUGAAAUACAAGAAGAAGAUGUGGAAGAAAUUAAACAAAUUGCUGCUGCUUCUCCUCCUACUUGA
This is a messenger RNA of Didymodactylos carnosus, 3809 nucleotides long. NCBI's taxonomy places the organism in Eukaryota, Metazoa, Rotifera, Eurotatoria, Philodinida, Philodinidae. The record is from the annotation of a GenBank genome assembly.